Molecule: messenger RNA, 1618 nt
Organism: Triticum urartu
Lineage: Eukaryota; Viridiplantae; Streptophyta; Magnoliopsida; Poales; Poaceae
Gene: DGL1
Product: dolichyl-diphosphooligosaccharide-protein glycosyltransferase 48kDa subunit family protein
Cellular component (GO): endoplasmic reticulum membrane; oligosaccharyltransferase complex
Source: RefSeq, a predicted model, not a curated record
UUCAUGCUCUCGGCCUCCUUAUCCUGCCUCCCCCUUCUCCUCUCCAACUGCUAGAUCUAGAGUAGCCCCGUUAAAGCCCAAACAAAAACCCCGCUGCGAGAUCUGCGCAUCUCGCUACACCACCACCACGACGGCCAUGGCGGCGCCGCGCGUCCUCCUCCUCCUCGCCGUCGCCUCCCUCCUCGCCGUCGCCUCCCUCGGGGACGCUUCGGGCGAGGGCCCCCGCGGGCGCAAGCUGCUGGUGCUCGUCGACGAUCUGGCCGUCCGCUCAUCCCACUCGGCCUUCUUCGGCUCGCUCCAGGCCCGCGGGCUAGAUCUGGAGUUCCGCCUCGCCGACGACCCCAAGCUCUCGCUCCACCGCUACGGUCAGUACCUCUACGACGGCCUCGUGCUCUUCGCCCCAUCGACCCCGCGCUUCGGCGGAUCGGUGGACCAGAAUGCUGUUCUGGAGUUUAUCGAUGCCGGGCACGAUAUGAUUCUGGCAGCAGAUCAUUCGGCUUCAGAUCUGAUCCGCGGCAUCGCGACGGAGUGUGGGGUUGACUUUGAUGAGGACCCGGAAGCAAUGGUUAUUGACCACAUCAAUUAUGCCUCCAGUGAGGUUGAAGGUGACCACACCUUGAUUGCUGGCGAUGACCUGAUUCAGUCAGAUGUGAUAUUGGGGUCCAAAAAGAUUGAGGCUCCUGUGCUGUUUCGAGGGAUUGGGCAUGCGGCCAAUCCAUCCAACAGCUUGGUUUUAAAGGUUCUAUCUGCCUCGCCAUCAGCGUAUUCAGCAAACCCGGAGGCUAAGUUGGCAUCUGUUCCAUCUCUCACUGGGUCGGCCAUAUCGCUGGUUUCUGUUAUGCAGGCUAGGAAUAAUGCUCGUGUGUUGAUAUCUGGAUCACUGGAUUUGUUUAGCAACAGGUUCCUAAAGUCUGGUGUGCAGAAGGCUGGCAGCAAAAUGAGCCAUGACAAAGCUGGAAAUGAACAAUUUGUGACAGAGACGAGCAAAUGGGUCUUCCAUGAGAGGGGUCAUCUGAAGGCAGUGAAUGUCAAGCACCAUAAGGUUGGGGAGACAAAUGAGCCUAGCAUGUACCGCAUCAAUGAUGACUUGGAAUACUCAGUUGAGAUAUAUGAAUGGUCUGGUACAAGCUGGAAGCCAUAUGUUGCUGAUGAUGUUCAGAUUCAGUUUUUCAUGAUGAGCCCUUAUGUUCUGAAAAAUAUGUCAACUGACAAAACUGCUGUAUAUUCAGCAUCCUUCAAAGUUCCAGAUGUUUAUGGAGUUUUCCAGUUCAAGGUUGAGUACCAAAGGCUUGGAUACACUGGCCUCUCUCUUGCAAAGCAGAUUCCAGUGCGUCCAUACAGGCAUGACGAGUAUGAGAGGUUCAUAACUUCAGCGUUUCCGUACUAUGCUGCCUCAUUUUCAACAAUGGGAGCCUUCUUCAUAUUCUCGGUUGCGUACCUGUAUCACAAAUAGAUAGCUCAUCGAGUAGUGGAAGUAAAUCAAGGUGGCGAUGGAAUUGUGAUGUCACAAGCCUGGUGAUCUUAGGUGCAAUUUUAUGGAACCAUAUUUUUGUAGCGCCAAUCUGUAGUACCUUUAUUUUUAAGAAAUGGGCUUCUCCCUGCCCCCAACCUUUAUUAA